AUGGCGGCGGCGGCGGCGGCACCGGGGGCUCUGGGCGCCUGGCAGGCCGGCCGCGCCCGCCUGGUGGCCGCUGGCUGUGCGCCACUCGGCCCUCGGUGGACGCUGCCCGGCUCCCUGGCGGGCCAGCGGCUGGGGCCGGCCAUCCGGGCCCGGGGCUGGGCGCCCGCGGCCGGGGGGCUGCCCUCGCGGCGGGGCUACAGCUCCGAGGUGAAGACGGACGACGAGCUGCGGGUACGGUACCUGGAGGAGGAGAACCGAGGAAUUGUGGUGCUUGGAAUAAAUAGAGCUCAUGCCAAAAAUUCAUUCAGUAAGAAUCUCGUUAAAAUGCUCUCAAAAGCUGUGGAUUCUUUAAAAUCUGAUAAGAAAGUACGGACUGUAAUAGUGCGGAGUGAAGUCCCAGGAAUAUUCUGUGCUGGUGCUGACCUUAAGGAAAGAGUCAAAAUGAGUUCUAGUGAAGUUGGCCCUUUUGUUUCAAAAAUAAGAGCAGUGAUUAAUGAAAUUGCCAACCUGCCGGUGCCAACGAUCGCUGCCCUCGAUGGACUUGCUUUAGGCGGUGGUCUGGAACUGGCACUAGCAUGUGACAUAAGAGUGGCAGCUUCCUCUGCCAAAAUGGGCCUAGUUGAGACAAAGUUGGCGAUUAUUCCUGGUGGAGGGGGGACACAGCGCCUGCCACGCGCCAUUGGGAUGUCCCUGGCCAAGGAGCUCAUCUUCUCUGCACGGGUGCUCGACGGCCAAGAAGCCAAAGCAGUGGGCCUGGUCAGCCACGUCCUAGAGCAGAACCAGGAGGGCGAUGCUGCCUACAGAAAGGCCUUGGACCUGGCGAGAGAGUUCUUACCUCAGGGACCUGUUGCAAUGCGAGUGGCAAAGUUAGCAAUUAAUCAGGGGAUGGAGGUCGAUUUGGUAACAGGGCUGGCCAUCGAGGAAGCCUGCUAUGCUCAGACCAUUCCCACGAAGGACAGGCUGGAAGGGCUGCUGGCUUUCAAGGAGAAAAGGUCCCCUCGCUAUAAGGGGGAGUAG
Pipistrellus nathusii (Nathusius's pipistrelle) is the source of this 1017-nucleotide messenger RNA. The record is from the annotation of a GenBank genome assembly. NCBI's taxonomy places the organism in Eukaryota, Metazoa, Chordata, Mammalia, Chiroptera, Vespertilionidae.